GUGCUCUAGAAUAUUGGGUAGUGGGUUCAGGAGCCGGCGGGCUACACGCAGUUCGCGAGGCGGCGAAUGUCGACAGGUCCCGGAUGUAUGCGGCGGCGCUGUUGUAGCGUGGGCUGUACGGCUUGGCUGGCGCGCCCUUUUCGGCUGCUUCUUUCCUCGCUUUGCUCGGCUGCUGCGUCGCCGUGCUUUGCUGUGCUCCCUGACCUGACUUUCCGUGGAAGCACCUGACGUUUUUUUUUUUUUCGGAGGCCUGUCGGCGUCAACGCGUCUUGACGCGUCAGCAUCAAGAGGCAAUGUCGGGUCGUCGGCGUCAACGUCAUUGCUUCGCUCCCGGGUGUAAAACAGGAUACCAGUGGACAAAAGGCGAGCAGCCGUCACUUUUCGCAGUGCCAAAGGAUGAAAGCCGACGGAAGCAAUGGGAACGGAACCUGCAUCGAAAGGACAAGGUUUUAGACGAAACCUGCUCCGUCUGUGAGUUACAUUUCGAGCCAGCAUGCAUUCUGAGGGACUAUAUUCAUAUCAUUGAUGGCAAAGAAGUCCGCAUCCCACGAGGAAAGCCGGAAUUGUUACCGAAUGCGGUGCCAACUUUGCUUCCAAACGCGCCCAGCUACCUUUCGAAGAAAGCGCCGCUACAGAGGCCCCCGAGGAAGCGGAAAAGCACAAGUGCCUGCCCCGAUGAAGCGAAAAAGCGAUCAGGUUGUCAUUCCGUAGAUGACGAGGAAGCGAGGUGUACGGACGUUCGCACUGCGUGCAGCGUGUUAACAAACGACCCAGACACUUGUGAAAACGGCGAGACGUCUUUACCGGACGAUUUUACGAGGCUGGAUGUGCCUUCAGAAUACUGGAGCUGCAAUCGCAUACCUGAUUACAGUGGGACUGUGUACUGCAAGCUACGAAUGAAAGAAAAUCAAACCGUGGAGUCGGAGAGGGUUGUGGUGCUUUCAAGAGACGAUGGGCCCGGCGUCGCGUACAGCGCGCAUCUCUGCGGCCACUUGAUAGAAACGGGACGCAUCGCCAGCUGUGAGGAGGGAAAUCAACUACUUCGAAAAGUAGAUUCAUAUCGCCUGUGCAGAGGAGCACUGUCAACUAGCAGCGUGCCAAAAAGCAGCCUGACGAAAGGACUCGAAGCGCAGUCGACUGUGCACGAGGGCACAUACUUUAGCAAACGGUGUGCUGGAAAGGAGCCAUCAGAAGGACAAGCAUGCGUGUCCUGCCGCUACCUCAGGAAGGCCCUGCUGACUCGAUGCGCAAGGGUAAAGCGGUCAGUUGAAAAGAAUCUGCUCAGUACAGCACAGAAACUGCGUUCAGCACGGCAAAAGAACCGAAGGCUGUCAUCACGACUGAGUAACCUGAAGGAUGAGCUUUGCAAGAUGCAAGAAAAAAAUGCUUCUAAGCCUAUGGAAGUACUUGAGGCAGAGAUCUCGGCACUCAAUCCAAAACAACAAGAAUGUGUCCGGCAAUGUUUCUUGGCAGCGAAAAACAAAAGCAGCAAGGGAAACGUGUAUACAAAGGCUUGGAUUCUGGAGUGCAUCUUAAUGAAAAUGAGGGGUGCAAAAUUAUAUGAACACCUCCGAAAGCACAACAUUAUUUGCCUACCAAGCAAGAGUACGCUCAAGCGCUAUUUGCGGGCAUAUAAAACCUCAUUUGGGUUCAGCCACAAAGUACUGUGUGAACUGAAGAAAAAGACGCGACACAUCAGUAGCUUCAAACUGCGCGGCGGCCUUCUGGUUGACGAGAUUAAAUUGUCCGAGCACCUGAAUGUGACAUCUUCAGGCCGUAUUGAGGGCUUCGUUGACCUGGGCCCUUUUACAGCUGAAGGGCAGAAUGUUCCCUGUGACCAUGGGAUGGUGGUAAUGUUUGUCCCGUUUGCUGCCAAGUGGACGCAGGUUAUUGGCACCUUUGCUACAAGUGGCAAUGCCAAGGCUGAAGUGCUUGCGAAAAUACUUAUAGAAGCCACAAUUCUCGCCGAAGCUAGUGGACUUCUCGUCGAUUUCAUCACUUGCGACGGUGCAUCAUGGAAUCGACGUAUGUGGAACAUCUUAGGAAUUGGCGUCAAGAAUGGGAAGAUAACGUGCAGCCGAGAACACCCUGUGGACCCUUCUAGACGGCUGUUUUUCUUGUCGGAUUUUCCGCAUUUAUUGAAAUGCCUGAGGAACUCGCUUCUGAAAGGUCCUCUGAACACCCCAGAUGGCAUGGUUUCCAUCCAGCCUGUAAGGCAGGCCUUCAAGCUCGACUCGAGCCAGCUCACCCUGAAAGCAAUGCCUGGCUUGACAUCGGCGCACCUUCAGCCAAAUGGGUUUGAAAAAAUGAGGGUGACAUUUGCUUUCCAACUUUUUGGGAAUCGUGUGAUCAACGGUCUUCACUUCUACAAGGAGAAGUUGGAAUCAUCCUGGGGCAACAUUGACGCUACUAUAUCAUUCUUCAGGUAGGGCAAACAUCAUUUAGAAGCAACUACUUCUCGAUAAUUAGCUUGACGGGCACUAAGAAAUAGCACCGAUAGGAGUAGCCUUUGUUUAGAGCUGCGUGACAUAUUGAAUUGCUCUGUUCACUUCUUACUUUUCACACCCUUGCUCCUUUGAUGCUGCAUUGCAACAGCAACAUAAUUUGGUCGUUGUGCAUUUGUGUGCUAAAGUUUAUUUAUUUUUUUUUUCAGAACUGUCAACUGCCUCAUCAGGACCAUGACAUCCCGUUUCACUGCACAAGCACUGCGUCGAGGCUCUAACAGUGCACAGAUAAUUAAGGA
Dermacentor andersoni is the source of this 2743-nucleotide messenger RNA. RefSeq lists its product as uncharacterized. The record is from RefSeq and is a predicted model, not a curated record. Lineage: Eukaryota; Metazoa; Arthropoda; Arachnida; Ixodida; Ixodidae. Gene Ontology annotation, molecular function: sequence-specific DNA binding.